Molecule: messenger RNA, 579 nt
Organism: Dictyostelium discoideum AX4
Lineage: Eukaryota; Evosea; Eumycetozoa; Dictyosteliales; Dictyosteliaceae
Exons: 1
Coding region: 1-579 (192 amino acids)
Source: RefSeq, a predicted model, not a curated record
AUGAAUCAAUUUAAAUCAUCAAUAAAUAAAAAAUAUCUUUCAAACAAAAACAACUAUUAUCAAAUUUUUAGUUAUCCUAAAAAUAAUGAUGGUUGUAAUGAUAAUUUAAAAAUUGAAAAGAAUUCUACCAAAACACCACCACAAUCAUCAACACCACAAUUAAAUAAAGUAAUAAUAAAAAAUGAAAUAGAACAAAUAAAUAAUUUCAAAGAAAUAACAAAUGAUAUUUUUAAACAAUUUAGUAAUGAUUUUUUUUGGUUUUCAAAUAAUGAUCAUUCUAAUAAUAAUAAUUCUAAUAAUAAUUCUAAAAAUAAUAAUAAUAAUAAUAAUAAAAACAAUAACUAUAAUAAUAAUACAAAUAUUAAUAAUAAUGAUUCAAGUUGUGGUAAACGUAAAAGAAACUCAUCAAAUAGUUAUUUUACAAAUGAAAUAAAUUUAAAUUUAAUAAAUAAGAAACUUCCAACAAGAAGAUCAAGAAUAGAAUCAUAUGAAAAAAUUAAAAAUUUAAAUAUCCAAGAAUUAAGUUCUGAUGAAAGUUCAGAUGAAGAUUAUAAAGAUGAGGAAGAAGAAGAAGAAUAA